Molecule: messenger RNA, 1667 nt
Organism: Candidula unifasciata
Lineage: Eukaryota; Metazoa; Mollusca; Gastropoda; Stylommatophora; Geomitridae
Source: the annotation of a GenBank genome assembly
GUUACGGUGGCCUCAUUAUCUCACUGGAAGGUCCCCACCGCUCGAACCUCAGCUUGCUGAAGGCAGAGGAUCGAGUCUACACCAUCCAGUACAGCCCCCAUGAGCCUGGCAUCUACAUCCUCAGCCUCAGAUUCUCUGAUGAUGAUAUCCCAGGAAGUCCAUUCCUCUUGAAUGUGGGAGGUGACCCGUCUGGUCGCAUCAGGACAACAGUCACCAAAGAGAUGGAAACUGCCGAGGCUGUGCUUCCAGGCACCCAGGCCGAGUUUAUCCUGAAGAUUCCAGGAACAAUUUACAAGUGCACAUCAUCUUGUCACUCGGAGCUUUGUGAGGUCAUCAACUUUACAUCUCAUCAAGUGCACAUCAUCCUGCACAUCCUCAGCAUUAAACACAAGAGCAUGCAUAUUUCUGGAAGUCCGUUUCAGUAUUCAGUUGGCCAGCUGGCCGUGGGCGGGCCACACAAAGUUCAGGUUGGAGGGCCAGGCUUGGAGAAAGGAGAAGUUGGAAUACCAAACGUCUUUAACAUAUACACCCGUGAGGCUGGACAGGGUCUGCUGACAGUUGCUGUGGAGGGCACGUCCAAGGCAGUCAUACAACUGGAAGAGAGGCCUAACGGUUUCCUAGGUGCACAGUACAAGGUGGAUAAACCAGGAAUGUACGGGGUGCAUGUCAAGUUCAAUGACACGCACAUCCCGGGCUCACCUUUCAUGGUCAAUGUAGCCCCAGACAGUGGUGAGGCCAAGCAGGUUACUGUUCAUGCCUUGAAGGACAAGGGUCUGUCGAUUGACAAGCCUGUUACAUUUAGUGUUAAUUUCAAUGGGGCCAAAGGUCAACUACACGCGAGUGUGCGCACACCAUCUGGUGGUCACACAGACUGCAUGUUUCAGGAAAUGGACACGGGUGUGUACGCAGUGCGUUUCAUUCCAAAAGAAAACGGCGUCCAUUAUGUGGACGUGAAGUUGAAUGAUGCCCAUAUCCCUGACUCACCUUUUCCUGUGAUGGUUGGUUCCCUGGCCGCUGACCCCGCCCUGGUUACCGCAAGUGGGGAUGGUCUGGAGCGUGGCAAGUGUGGUGCCAAGAAUUCAUUCGUGGUGAAAACUGCAGGGGCUGGCACUGGUCUUCUGGUUGUCUUUAUUGACGGCCCGUCGAAAUCUGCAGUCAGCUGCAAGGAACUUGACGAGGGCUACGAGUUUGUCUACACUCCUUUCUGUCCAGGCAACUACUUGAUAACCAUCAAAUAUGGCAACAUCCCCAUCGCUGGAUCACCUUACCAGGCAGUGAUUACAGGUACCGGCCGUAAGCCCUCGCCGGUGGUUGAGCAGACGUGUAUGGCAGUUGAGACUGUGGAGAAGAAGCCGGGCUCUGGUUCGAAACUGAAGAAACUGAAAGGUGAUGCCAGCAAGGUCCAGGUGAAAGGACCUGGUAUCAAGAAGGCUUUUAUUAACAGGGUGCAGAACUUCAGCAUAGAAGUCAAGGAUGCAGGAAAUGCUGUCCUGUUUGUAGGAAUGGUGUCCCCUACAGGGUUUCCAGUAGCAGAGCUGACAGUGAAGAAAGCAGGUCCCACGACUUACAAUGUCACGUACAAGGCUACGGAAGCUGGAGAACAUGUCCUUCAUGUCAAGUGGGGCGACGAGGACGUGCCCGGCAGCCCGUUUGUUGUCAGUACAUGA